AUCACAGUUCAGCCCCCUCCAUCGAAUCUGAGCACGUGUACACCUCACGCAUACAGCUGCAUGUAGAAAACGACGCAUAUAAAAAAGAUUAUUUAAUUCAUUCAGUAACCGCUGCUGUUUAAAUCAAGUAGCAAAAGGUGCUUUAAUCUUCCACCAUUUAGCAGAAUUAAGAAAUAACUGCAUUUGUCAAAACAAUCAAACACAAAAUCAGUUGUUCAAAACCAGGUGAUCAAUUUGGACAAGGAAGCCAAAAAUAAGAGUGCAUCCAAAUCCAGAAGUCCCUCUGGCAACAACAGAAACAACAUAAAAGAGGGCAGACAGCGUAGCCAGAGUACAAGCAGCAGAGACAGAGACAGAGACAGAGGAGAGGACAAAAUGGCAGCCGCUGUGGAUAUGUCAGCACCCUAUAAAGGGGUACACAGAGUUCACACUUGGGAUGAGAGUGUGGAGGAGAACUAUCGGUUCCAGUGUGCUGGAUUCAGAGACCUAUUCGACUUCGAGCACUCGAUGAACAACCCACAGGAGAAGAUUGACAGGUGGCCCCACAAUGGCUUUAUCAAGAAACUGGUCCGGAAAGACGGUUGUUUCAUGUACUUCAACAAAAGCAGAGAGUGCAUUGACAAAGAAGUCCACAAAGUCAAACUCUACAAGUACUAAAAAAGGCACACUUCAAACGACCAUUUGUUUUCAAGAUUGAAGGGCGAAAACUAUCUCUCUCUCUCUCUAUCGCUCUUUGAACUAAUUGCAGUUCAAUUAGUGUAUAUUAAUUUAAUUCGGCUAUCUUAACUAUCUUUUCAAAUUGUGGCAGUAUGUAUGCAUGGCUUUGCGAGUGUGUCAAAAUAACAGAAUGGUUCAAAUAUACAUUCAAACUGUUCA
This is a messenger RNA of Symsagittifera roscoffensis, 876 nucleotides long. Its product is annotated as meiosis expressed gene 1 protein homolog. NCBI's taxonomy places the organism in Eukaryota, Metazoa, Xenacoelomorpha, Acoela, Convolutidae. The transcript is spliced from 4 exons. The record is from RefSeq and is a predicted model, not a curated record. Bases 376 to 657 code for a protein of 93 amino acids. Gene Ontology annotation, cellular component: nucleus.